AUGAAGUGCUUUCUCCCUGUGCUGAGCUGUCUGGCUGUGCUGGGUGUCGUGGCAGCGCAGCGGCAGGUCGCCAUCCAGGAAGGUCCCUUGUUCCGCACGGAGAGCUCUCACGUCACCAUCUGGUGCAAUGUGAGCGGCUUCCAGGGGCCCUCCGAGCAGAAUUUCCAGUGGUCCAUUUACAUGCCCACGGCCCCGGAACGCGAGGUCCAGAUUGUCAGCACCGUGGACUCCUCUUUCCCUUACGCCAUCUACACGCAGCGUGUCCACAGCGGGAAGAUCUACGUGGAGAGGGUGCGGGGGAACUUGGCCUUAUUACACAUCACUGAGCUCCAGGCCCGGGAUGCCGGGGUGUACGAGUGCCACACGCCCAGCACUGACGAGCGGUACUUCGGGAGUUACAGCGCCAAGAUGAACCUCGUGGUGAUCCCGGACACCCUGCAAGCCAGCGCUGUGCCCCAGACUUUGCACAAAGUGGAGCAGGACCCCCUGGAGCUCACAUGUGACAUAUCCACGGAGACGCUGCAGCACAGCCACGUCUCGGUGGCCUGGCUCCGGCAGCGGGGUGGCGAGAAGCCGGUGGAGGUCAUCGCCCUGAGCCGGGAUUUUGUGCUACAGUCGAGCAGUGACUACGCGCAGAGGCUGAGCCUGGGGGAGAUGCACCUGGACAAGCUGGGGAGCACCACCUUCCGCCUCACCAUCUUCCACCUGCAGCCCUCUGACCAGGGCGAGUUCUACUGCGAGGCCACGGAGUGGAUCCAGGACCCGGAUGGCUCGUGGUACCCCAUGACCCGAAAGCGUUCCGAGGGGACCGUGGUCAACGUCCAGCCCACCGACAAAGAGUUCACUGUUCGACUGGAGACGGAUAAGCGGCUGUACACGGUGGGAGAGCCGGUGGAGUUCAGAUGCAUCCUGGAGGCGCAGCACGUUCCCGACCGUUACUUCGCUGUCUCCUGGGCCUUCAACAGCUCACUCAUCGCCAGCAUGGGGCCGAACGCCGUGCCCGUCCUCAACAGUGAAUUUGCCCAUCGGGAGGCCAGGGGCCAGCUCAAAGUGGCCAAGGAGGGUGACAAUGCCUUCGUGCUGAAGAUCUACCACCUCCGCCAGGAGGACAGCGGCAAAUACAACUGCCGUGUGACCGAGAGGGAGAAAACGGUAACUGGGGAAUUCAUCGACAAGGAGAGCAAGCGUCCCAAGAACAUCCCCAUCAUCGUCCUCCCCAUCAAGAGCAGCAUCUCGGUGGAGGUGGCCAGCAACACCAGCGUCAUCCUAGAGGGCGACAAUCUGCACCUUUCCUGCAGCAUCCGGACGGCGGGCCGGCCUCUCGGCCGCUUCUCCGUCAUCUGGCAGCUAGUGGACCGGCAGAACCGUCGCAGCAACAUCGUGUGGCUGGACCGAGACGGCACUGUGCAGCCCGGAGCGUCCUACUGGGAGCGCAGCAGGUUUGGGGGCGUCCAGAUGGAGCAGGUGCAGCCCAACACAUUCAGCCUGGGCAUCUACAACAGCAGGAAGGAGGAUGAGGGCCAGUAUGACUGCCACGUGACCGAAUGGGUGCGGGCCGUGGACGGCGAGUGGCAGGUCGUGGGGGAGCGCCGGGCCAGCACUCCCAUCUCCAUCACCGCUCUCGAAACAGGCUUCGCGGUCACUGCCAUCUCCCGCACGCCGGGGGUGACCUAUUGCGACUCCUUCGACCUGCAGUGCAUCAUCAAACCCCAUUAUCCCUCCCGGGUCCCCGUGUCAGUGACGUGGCGGUUCCAGCCGGUGGGCACCAUCGAGUUCCACGAUCUGGUGACCUUCACCCGGGAUGGAGGAGUCCAGUGGGGGGACAGGUCUUCCAGCUUCCGGACCCGGACGGCCAUCGAGAAGGCAGAAUCCAGCAACAACGUCCGGCUGAGCAUCAGCCGAGCCAGCGACACGGAGGCGGGCAAGUACCAGUGUGUGGCGGAGCUGUGGCGGAAGAACUACAACAGCAGCUGGACGCGGCUGGCUGAGAGGACCUCCAACCUGCUGGAGAUCCGGGUGCUGCAGCCAGUGACAAAGUUGCAGGUGAGCAAAUCAAAGCGGACCCUCACCCUGGUGGAAAACAGGCCCAUCCAGCUGAACUGCUCAGUCAAGUCCCAGACCAGCCAGAACUCCCACUUCGCUGUGCUCUGGUAUGUCCACAAGCCCUCGGACGCCGACGGCAAGCUCAUCCUCAAAACCACCCACAACUCCGCCUUUGAGUAUGGCACCUAUGCCGAGGAGGAGGGCCUGAGAGCCAGGCUGCAGUUUGAGAGGCACGUGUCCGGGGGUCUGUUCAGCCUCACUGUCCAGAGAGCCGAGGUCAGCGACAGCGGCAGCUACUACUGCCAUGUGGAAGAGUGGCUGCUGAGCCCCAACUAUGCCUGGUACAAGCUGGCAGAGGAGGUUUCCGGGCGUACGGAGGUCACUGUGAAGCAGCCAGACAGCCGCCUGAAGCUCAGCCAAGCGCAGGGCAACCUGUCAGUCCUGGAGACGCGGCAGGUGCAGCUGGAGUGCGUGGUCCUGAACCGCACGAGUGCGGCCUCGCAGCUGCUGCUGGAGUGGUUUGUGUGGAAGCCCAACCAGCCAGAGCGGGAGACCGUGGCCCGCCUGAGUCGCGAUGCCACCUUCCACUACGGAGAGCAGGCGGCCAAGAACAACCUGAAGGGCCGGCUGCACUUGGAGAGCCCGUCCCCUGGCGUGUACCGGCUCUUCAUCCAGAACGUGGCGGUGCAGGACAGCGGCACCUACAGCUGCCGUGUGGAGGAGUGGUUGCCCAGCCCCAGUGGCACGUGGUACAAACGGGCCGAGGACACCGCCGGCCAGACGGCUGUUCGCGUCACUCGCCCAGAUGCUGCCCUGCAGGUGGACACAGUGGUCCCCAACGCCACGGUGUUCGAGAAGGCAGCUUUCCAGCUGGACUGUAGCAUUGUGUCUCGCUCCAGCCAGGACUCCCGCUUCGCCGUGGCCUGGUACUCCCUGAGGACUAAAGUUGGAGGAAAAAGGGGUAGCCCUGGCCCAGAAGAUGGGGAGGAGGAGGACGAGGAAGUGGAGGUGGAUGAAGAGGAGGAAGAGGACCCCACAGAGCGGACCACUCUGCUGAGUGUGGGCGCAGAUGCCGUCUUUGGCCCAGAGGGCAGCCCCUGGGAGGGCAGGCUUCGCUUCCAGAUGCUUUCCCCACUCCUCUACCGGCUCACCGUGCUGCAGGCCAGCCCCCAGGACUCAGGUAACUACUCCUGCCGCGUGGAGGAGUGGCUUCCCAGCCCUCAAAAGGAGUGGUACCGGCUGACCGAGGAGGAGUCAGCCCCCGUCGGCAUCCACGUUCUGGACACGAGUUCCACCCUGCAGUCCAUCAUCUGCUCCAACGACGCACUCUUCUACUUUGUCUUCUUCUACCCUUUCCCCAUCUUUGGCAUCCUUAUCAUCACCAUCCUGCUGGUGCGCUUCAAGAGCCGGAACUCCAGCAAGAACUCCGAGGGGAAGAAUGGGGUGCCCCUGUUGUGGAUCAAGGAACCACACCUCAACUACUCCCCCACUUGCCUGGAGCCCCCCGUGCUCAGCAUCCACCCAGGAGCCAUAGACUAA
Rangifer tarandus platyrhynchus (Svalbard reindeer) is the source of this 3582-nucleotide messenger RNA. NCBI's taxonomy places the organism in Eukaryota, Metazoa, Chordata, Mammalia, Artiodactyla, Cervidae. The record is from the annotation of a GenBank genome assembly.